UUAGUUUUGUCGCUGUGAUGAAAUUGCUAUAUAUAGUCGUACAUUUCAGGAAAUUAUCGGUGAUUGUGUGUUAAAUUAUGAUUUAAUUGCAUAUAUUCUGAUUGCAGGUUCUUGCUUCAUUGAGGCUGCAUUAGCUUUUGACAGAUCUUCUACACACUGAAAAUGGAGCUAACUAAUUUGGAAACAGCCGUGGCUUACAUGUUCAGCGUCUUCAUGUCGAAACAAGGAGAUAAUGGAAAAAUGGACAAAUGGGACUUUAUAGAGGUGCUGAAUAAGGAGCUGCCUUCAUUCACCAAGGGAAAAUGUGAAGAUGACGUCUUCCAUUCUGUGGACCUGGAUGAGGAUGGACAUGUGGAUUUCAAAGAGUUUGCCUUACUGGUUGCCAGUUAUGCUUCCGAACACGCUGACAUCCUCCAGGCUAUCGUUGCUGUUUAUAAAUCACACUGAACAUGUAAAACACUACUGGUGGAAAAUAAUCCAUUAUCAUCUGACCGAAAUGUGGUUUCACCUAUAAUAAAACAGUUCUGAUCUGG
Amphiprion ocellaris (clown anemonefish) is the source of this 533-nucleotide messenger RNA. RefSeq names its product protein S100-A11-like. Lineage: Eukaryota; Metazoa; Chordata; Actinopteri; Pomacentridae. The record is from RefSeq and is a predicted model, not a curated record. Gene Ontology annotation, molecular function: calcium ion binding. Bases 163 to 447 code for a protein of 94 amino acids. The transcript is spliced from 3 exons.